This is a messenger RNA of Passer montanus (Eurasian tree sparrow), 2958 nucleotides long. RefSeq names its product macoilin 1 (gene MACO1). Gene Ontology annotation, biological process: neuronal signal transduction. The record is from RefSeq and is a predicted model, not a curated record. Bases 226 to 2181 code for a protein of 651 amino acids. The transcript has 12 exons. NCBI's taxonomy places the organism in Eukaryota, Metazoa, Chordata, Aves, Passeriformes, Passeridae. Gene Ontology annotation, cellular component: rough endoplasmic reticulum membrane.
CGGGGAGGCGGGGCGCUGCGCGGCGGCUGCGCGGGGGGACACGGCGGGGAGGGACGGACCAGGAAUUAUUUUUAUUUCUUUGUUUCCCGGGGAAAAAAAAAAGAAAAAAAAAGGGAAAAAAACCAACAUAAACCCCCCAAAAAAACCCCCGCGCUCGGGAACCCCCCGCGGGGGCGGAUGGUGCUGCCGUGAGCGGGGCGGGCCGGGCCGGGCCGGGCCGGCGGGAUGAAGCGGCGGAGCGCGGACUGCAGCAAACUGCGGCGGCCGCUCAAGCGGAACCGCAUCACCGAGGGCAUCUACGGCAGCACCUUCCUGUACCUGAAGUUCCUGGUGGUGUGGGCCCUGGUGCUGCUGGCAGACUUUGUGCUGGAGUUCAGGUUUGAGUACCUGUGGCCCUUCUGGCUCUUCAUCAGGAGCGUGUACGACUCCUUCCGCUACCAGGGCCUGGCCUUCUCAGUAUUUUUUGUGUGUGUAGCAUUCACCUCCAACAUCAUCUGCCUGCUCUUCAUCCCCAUCCAGUGGCUGUUCUUUGCUGCCAGCACCUACGUGUGGGUACAGUAUGUGUGGCACACAGAAAGAGGUGUGUGCUUACCAACAGUAUCACUGUGGAUACUUUUUGUUUAUAUUGAAGCAGCCAUUAGAUUUAAAGAUUUAAAAAACUUCCAUGUGGACCUUUGUCGUCCAUUUGCAGCACACUGCAUUGGCUACCCUGUUGUGACUUUGGGCUUUGGCUUUAAAAGUUACGUCAGCUACAAGAUGCGUUUGAGGAAGCAGAAGGAGGUGCAGAAGGAGAACGAGUUCUACAUGCAGCUCCUGCAGCAGGCGCUGCCCCCAGAGCAGCAGAUGCUGCAGAGGCAAGAGAGGGAGGCAGAGGAAGCAGCCAAAGGAUUAUCUGAUAUGGAUUCCUCAAUACUCCUGCAGCACAAUGGAGGCAUUCCAGCCAAUAAAAAAAUCUCUGCAACGUUGCCAGAGCUGGAAUAUCGAGAAAAAGGGAAAGAAAAGGACAAGGAUGCAAAGAAACACAACCUUGGAAUAAACAACAACAUUUUGCAACCUGUAGACUCUAAAAUACAAGAAAUUGAAUAUAUGGAAAACCAUAUCAAUAGUAAAAGAUUAAAUAACGAUCUUGUAGGAAGUACAGAAAACCUCUUAAAAGAGGACUCAUGCACUGCCUCGUCCAAAAAUUACAAAAAUGUCAGUGGGGUUGUGAACUCCUCACCCCGCAGCCACAGUGCAAGCAACGGGAGCAUCCCCUCCUCAUCCUCUAAAAAUGAGAAAAAACAGAAAUGUGCCAACAAGAGCCCGAGCACACACAAGGACUUAAUGGAAAACUGUAUUCCUAAUAACCAGCUAAGCAAACCAGAUGCACUGGUAAGGCUGGAGCAGGACAUCAAGAAGCUGAAGGCUGACCUGCAGGCCAGCAGGCAGGUGGAGCAGGAGCUGCGCAGCCAGGUGAGCUCGCUGAGCUCCGCCGAGCGCGGCGCGCGCGCCGAGACGGGCCAGCUGCGCCAGGAGAACGAGCUGCUGCAGAACAAAUUGCACAACGCUGUACAGAUGAAACAAAAAGACAAACAAAUGAUCAGCCAGCUGGAGAAGAAGCUAAAGGCAGAGCAGGAGGCACGAACCUUUGUAGAAAAACAAUUAAUGGAAGAAAAGAAGAGGAAGAAGUUGGAAGAAGCAACUGCUGCACGAGCUGUGGCCUUUGCUGCUGCUACCAGAGGUGAGUGCACCGAGAGCCUGCGCGGCCGCAUCCGCGACCUGGAGAGCGAGUGCAAGAAGCUCAGCCUGGACAUCAAAGUGAAGGAGGAUCAGAUCCGAGAGCUGGAAAUCAAAGUGCAGGAGCUGCGGAAGUACAAGGAGAACGAGAAGGACACCGAGGUGCUGAUGUCGGCGCUCUCGGCCAUGCAGGACAAGACGCAGCACCUGGAGAACAGCCUGAGCGCAGAGACCAGGAUCAAGCUGGACCUCUUCUCUGCCCUGGGGGAUGCCAAGAGGCAGCUGGAGAUCGCCCAAGGUACGGGGCUGCCCUGCACACGGCCUGGGGGUCUGAGCUUUGGGGUUCCCUGGGAGGGAAUUGGGCAUUUCUGUCUUUGGCAAUGCAGCUGGAACCAGCUGAGCUCAGCUGCCCACCCCAUCAGGCUGAUACUGAGCAUUAAAAUAGGUGUUUCAAUGAAUUCCUGAUUAUUUUCUGCAUUUUAUAAACCAUUACAAGGAGCUGGAGAUCUUUUAAAGAGCUGUCUCUUUAAAAGAUAUAAAUUAAUUAAAUUAAAUCUGUUAUUAAGCUGCUCUCCCGUCAUCCUGAUAAUAUUUUAUUAUAAUAAUGUUUUAUUACUCCUAAAUAAAUAUUUCUUUUAUUAUAAUAAUGUUUUAUUACUCCUCAAGUAAAUAAAACCCAAAUUUGAGGAGAACCCAACCUGUUUUAACCCUGAGCAGGUGAGGGGAGUGUGGGCACUGCCACCAGAGGGAGCAGAAAACCAACCUAAAACCCAGGCCAGGCUUUGUGCAGCUGUGCAAACCAUGGAGCAGCACUCAAAAACUGCAUUUAACACCAACUUCAUUCCCCUGCAGAAGGCUGGUUGAUUGCAGGAAUGUUUAAUUAGAGGGAGAAAUUGGUUUUUUGUUUCAGGAGUGGGUUUGUUCAGCACCUGCCUGCAGGAAUUGCUGUGGUGGUGGUGUGAAAGCUCAGAGAGAAGUGAGGGGAGUGGGACAGUUUGGAAAAUUAAAAGUUUCUAUGACUGAAGGGGAAUGGGAAAAGGCAGGAAAAUGGGAUUAAAUAGCAUUAAUCUUUGGGGGUGGUGCAGCUGUGAGCCCAAACCAUGCAGAAUCAUCAUGGGAGCGUUGAGAUUUGUUCUGUGGGAGUUGGAGCUCAUCAGGCUGGGCCCUGCAGGGCUGCACAGGGGUGGCUGCAGGGCCCUGAGCUGCACAGGAGCUGCACAGGGCUGCCUGCAGGGCUCUGAG